AUGAAGAAUCUCGGAUUCGCGACCUUCAUUGUCCUCUUCGAAAGGGGAUCAUUUGUUAUCGCCGGGACGGUGCGAUAUUUGAGCACAACAUCCAUUCUUCCGGAAAACAUGAGGUCAAUUCAUAUGACGUAUCGAGAAAGCCAUAUACAACUCACUACUUGUACCCUCAAGCCACGAAUCAUCGUCCCAAAACACCCGUCGCGGGAUUUAGCGGAGAUUUCAUUCGUCCCCAUCAAAGGCAACCGGAUCCUCCUAUUCGCAAAGUACUUAGAAAAGAUAACUUACAAGGCGUAUCUACAUCUAUCAAUCGACGAAAUCCGCGCCGAUGAUCGCGUUGGUCGUGCUCUGUGGUCUUUCAAUGGUAGCGUUGAUGGCCACUUCAAUAUUGAUGAUUUGGAGCUCAUAAAAUCCACCCGAAAUCCACUGGGAAUCACUUUUGGGGUGCGCUUUGACGACCAUUGCAAGCUGUUCGACAUCUCUACUACUGACACUGACGCCUCGGAUAAAUUUCCUCUUAUCGAGUCCGGGAAAGUAAUCUUUGCUCUAAAGCUCACGUCAAAGUCAGAGAACGAUAAGAGUCUCGUUAUGCUAUCCCCUUCCGGGCACAUUCUCCUCAACGCGAAUUUGGAGAGAAACCGACGCGACGAAACGAUUGACAUUCACUAUUCGGAUUCUGGCCGCAAAAACAAUGUGGACUUUUCCUUCAUCACCCGCAUAUCUCUUCCCAUUGCCGGGGUUCCGAAAGUAUUGUUCCAGGAAUCACCACUACUUGCAUUUUCCGCCGAUGCGUCCAGGUUUGCUAUAGCCAUUGGUCGCAGAAGAGUGUCUGUAUGGGACGUCCGAAACAAAGUCCCACUAAAGACAUUCAUGGAAGACCCCAAGUCCGACGAUCAUGACCGGCAUGUACGCCAUCUUCAAUUCAGCAGUGGAAAGUUAGGAAAAGAAGCUCUGGUAUUUGUAGAGCGCGAUCAUUCCUCCUCGCUUGAAAUCAUUCAUGUAAUCGAUGCGACGUCAUUUGAGACGGAAGAAAUUCUUCCGUUAAACUUGGAAGAGCUCAAUGAUUAUGAAAGGUACAUAGGAGUGGGUUUGCUUUUCUUCGAAACGGGCGGGGGAACGCUGUAUGCUGAACUUAACGGAAUACUCUACGAAUGGUACCUGCGGAAAAAUAAUCAUGGUCCUGAAUGGUGGAUUGGGGAGUAUUUAUUAUUAGAAGUAACGAAUGUUCAAGCCGAAGAAACGUGA
Messenger RNA from Laccaria bicolor S238N-H82, 1242 nucleotides. RefSeq lists its product as uncharacterized. Lineage: Eukaryota; Fungi; Basidiomycota; Agaricomycetes; Agaricales; Hydnangiaceae. The record is from RefSeq and is a predicted model, not a curated record. The transcript has 4 exons. Gene Ontology annotation, molecular function: protein binding. Bases 1 to 1242 code for a protein of 413 amino acids.